UUCGCGCCCUGUUUCCGCAAACGUCGAUCCCCACGAAGCGUCGUGGGCGAGGUUACGAUCGAUGUUUCCAAAACACCCGCCCCACAGAAACUCUUCGUUCACGACAAGCUCUCCCCACAUCGGUUUCCACGAUCUCCCGAAACCAUGUCUUUUCCCCGCGGAAUUUGCUUCAUCUCCUGCGGCUUCUCUUCGUUCUACCGCAGAGCACAGCGCUGUCGUCUCGCCUGGAGGCGGGGAAGAAAGAUUUCUUUGGGCAAUUUGCGACAAGACUCAGUUUCUCGGGAGCUACUCGCAGAUAGCAAAGUAUGGGCGAAAUCGAUACGAAGCCGAUCGAACCGGUCCAAGUGGCGCUGUCCUUGUUUGGCGAGAAAGGCGAUCACAGGAAGCACCGUUCUACCAGCCGCGACAGACUGAUAAAGAGGAGCUUCAAGGCCUGCACAAGGAAUUGGCGAAUUACAAGGUGCAACUCGAAGCCAAGGAAUCUGCCUACAUGCAAGCGCUCCUCAAGCUACAGCAAUACAGCGAAAGAGUGGACGAACUUUCCUCUCAGCUGAUGAUAUCCGAGCUCGAGAGGGACAAAUAUGAAGGGGAAUGCAUGCAAGCCAGGACUCAUAUCGACAAGCUGGAGUCCAAGACCAAAGAAAUGGCUGAUCAGCUAUCGGAAACCGGGAAGAUCCGCGAACAGCUUUCUCACGUCUUAAACGAGCUGAAGUCUGCCCAAGUCGAGUUGCUUGGGAUGGAGACUGAGCUUGCCGUUGAAAGAGAGGCAAGGCUGAAGGCUCUAACGCGAACGGAGGAGCUGGAAGCUGAUAUUCAAAUAGAGAAGGGAAAGGUUGAGGUACUCCGAAAGCAUGUAGUGGAGCUCAAUGAAGCUCUCCUUAUGUCAAAGCAGGCCACUAUGGAAGCUGAAAAAGAAAAAUGUGACAUAAUUUAUCAGAAAGAUGGUGAGAUAGAUUUAGCUACAGAUGCGGUGGUUCAAAUGCAGGAGCAGUUGAACAAUCUGAAAAAUCAACUGGGGAUGAUCGAGGAAUUGGAGAACCAGCUCCUGGCUAAGUCCGCGUACGUUGAGUCGUUACAAUCUGAUCUCAGGGAUGUGCACGAGAUGCUCGAUUCAUCUGAGAAGGCCACUUCUGAUGCCACGACCGAUUUGGAGAAGUGGAAAUUGGAUUUGGAAGUGAAGACAAGGGAUGUCUCGGACCAAGCUGUUUACAUUGAAGUGCUUGAGAUGGAAUUGAGUCAGUUGAAGUACGAAAUGAAAACUGCGAAUGAAAGGCUUGCCCACAUGAGCUGCGAUCUUGAAACUCUUACUGAAGAUUUGCAGAAUGCGGAGGCUGAGUUGAGUGAGAUGAAGGAAAAAGAGACUGAAGCGCAGGUCGAACUGGCAUUGCUGAAUUCCGAGCUUCACAAAGCCCGGUCAAAAGUCGCAGCCGCAGAGGCAGCUGAAGUUAGAGCGGAUAGUGUUAAAUCAGGGCUUUAUCUUGCAGUACAGCAGCUAGCGCUGGAAGCGGGCGAAGCCAAGAAAGAAUACCAGAGGUUAAAGGAAGAAGCCGAUAAGGCAUCUGAGGAGUCUGAGAGCUUCACGUUUGCCACCGCCCCAGUAGAAAUCACUGCUCAUGAUGAGGAAAUAUUCGAAAACGAAUCGAGCAAAGUGGAAGAAGGUUUAGGAGACGAGAACAGCUCCAGCAUAACAAUUUCGCUGGAAGAGUACGAGUUCUUACUUGCCCUGGCAAAGAAGGCAGAUGAAAUGCAUAUGUCGUCGGCGGAAGACUCGAAUCAGUACAUUGCAUGGGGAAGCAAGCAAGAGGUGGAGACCCUGAAGAGAGAGCUCGAGGCGGCAAGCGCAAGGAUCGGCCAGUUCAGGACUCGGGCCGAGCAGGCGGCCAGCCGUGCGGAGGCUGCCGAGAAUGCCAAAGCAGCACUGGAGGAUCAGCUCCGGAGGUGGCGGGAACAGAAGCAGAGGAGGAAGGCCGCAUUGGCUGCGCUUAGGGAGGAAUCAAUCUCGAGAGAGUUCAGCCCUCCCAUGAUCGAUAGAACUCCGGCUUCGCAUACUCCUCUUUUCAAGAUUCUUAACAUGAAAUUCUAGCGUCGGAAAGUCACCAAAGUUCAGUCAGAAUCAAAGUUACGAAGGGAAUUAUAGGUGUACCGGUUAUAGCAGAUGAGUGCUGCAGGUGUGAGUAUCUGGUAUGGGUACCUAUGCCAAAACUUCAUUAUCAACAUUUUUUCUGAAAAAGUAGAUGCUUAUAAUUGCUUGUACGAUUUAUUUCCCGUUUCAACGA
Syzygium oleosum is the source of this 2276-nucleotide messenger RNA. Its product is annotated as protein WEAK CHLOROPLAST MOVEMENT UNDER BLUE LIGHT 1-like. The record is from RefSeq and is a predicted model, not a curated record. Bases 62 to 2083 code for a protein of 673 amino acids. The transcript is spliced from 3 exons. Lineage: Eukaryota; Viridiplantae; Streptophyta; Magnoliopsida; Myrtales; Myrtaceae.